CAGUCUCGCCCAAACCUCCCGCCCCACAGGAGUCCCUCGAUACAGACCUUCUCUUUAAGGGAAAGGAAAAUAUAUCACUGAGAAUAAGGGGAAGAGAAGAGGUUCUUUAUCUCCCCAAAGUGAUUUGUGGUUCAUCGUUUUCGUGAAAUUUGGUUGUGUUCCAGCAUGGCGAGUGUCCGGAUAGGUUUUAUAGGAGCGGGUAAUAUGGCACAGGCUUUGGCUAAAGGAAUGGUUAGUGCAGGCCUCACGAAACCGCAGCAUAUAAUUGCGUCAUCGCCCAAGACAGACCAGCAUCUCCUCGAUCAGAUGGCGGCCAUCGGCUGCAGCACGACCCACAACAACGCCGAAGCCACCGCCCACUCGGACGUGGUCGUCAUCUCCGUGAAGCCAGCGGUCGUCCCUCGGGUCCUGCACGACAUCAAACCCUCCGUGACCUCCGCCCGACCUCUCGUGACCUCGGUGGCGCUCGGGGUCACUCUAGCCACAAUGGAAGGGGUUCUGCCCACCGAGUCGAGGGUGAUCAGGGUCAUGCCCAAUACCCCGGCCCUUGUGCAGUUAGGGGCGUCGGUGUUUACGAGGGGGACGCACGCCACGGACGCAGAUGCGACGCUCACGCACAGGUUACUCUCAGCCGUGGGAGAAUGUGACGAAGUUCCAGAAACUUUUCUUGAUGCCAUUACUGGACUGAGUGGAGCCGGACCAGCCUACAUGUACCUGGUGGUGGAAGCGCUGGCGGACGGAGGCGUCAAGAUGGGCUUGCCAAGACCGCUCGCGCAAAAACUCGCGGCACAAACCAUGAUGGGAGCGGCGAAGAUGGUGAUUGCAACAGGCAAGCAUCCGGGACAGUUGAAGGAUGAAGUGUGUUCUCCGGGAGGUUGCACGAUCCAGGGAGUCCACGCCCUCGAGAAAGGCGGCAUUCGGGCGGCCUUCAUCGACGCAGUGCACGCAGCCACGACAACGUCCAUCUCUACUGCGAGUGGAAAGUAGGCUUACAUCCCCCCCUCCCCCCUCGCCACGCCCGCUGCUCCUUGGCCUGGGAUGUUUCAGUGAAUAGUUCGUGAAUGUGGUUGCUUGGUAUGAGGAUAAGGUAUGUGUGUGUAUGCGUGUGUUUCAAUAUGUACGUGCAUACAUAUAAACACGUGCCCUAGUAGUCGAAUGUACUGCCUAGAUCGCAAAGGGAGUAAACUCUGAGAGAAAAUCGAGAGCUGGAAUUUUUACACAGUUUGAAGUUGAUUUCAGCUUCAUACUGGCAUCUCCUGUGACAGUGCGGGUGGUUCUCGCCCGUUCCUUGGAUUUUAUCAGAGAUGUGAAGACGGGGGGGAUCUUCUGUGUGGCCUACAGUUUGUCUUCCAUAUCACUCUUGCCCAGGUCUGCGCUGCCUCUUGAAUCAGGAGUCUAUAAGGCGUAGCUCUGUGGCGACUAGUAACCGAUGGAUAACACACACACACACACACACACACACACACACACACACACACACACACACACACACACACACACACACACACACACACACACACACAUUUAUAAAAACAGAGAAGCACACACACACAUAUAUAUGCAUGUGUGUGUCUGUGUGUGUGUACAUAUAUUAAUACACACACAUAUAUUAUAUAUACAUAUAUAUAUACACACACUGUGUGUGUAUAUGAGUAUAUAUACACAUAUAUAUAUAUUCUUAUUUUAUACCUAAUUUACUCCAUGACGUUAAAUGUAACGAAAAGUGAAAGCAUGGCAGUAAGAAACUUAGUAGGUUUUGUAUAUAUGAUCAAGUGAUUAUGUUGUAUAUUUUAUAUCAUAGUUAUGUAUUAACACACAGAUAUAUGCACACACGCACACGCACACGCACACGCACACGCACACGCACACGCACACGCACACACACACACACACACACACACACACACACACACACACACACACACACACACACACACACACACACACACACACACACGCGCGC
Messenger RNA from Penaeus indicus, 1963 nucleotides. RefSeq names its product pyrroline-5-carboxylate reductase 3-like. Bases 166 to 987 code for a protein of 273 amino acids. Gene Ontology annotation, biological process: L-proline biosynthetic process. The transcript is spliced from 7 exons. Gene Ontology annotation, molecular function: pyrroline-5-carboxylate reductase activity. NCBI's taxonomy places the organism in Eukaryota, Metazoa, Arthropoda, Malacostraca, Decapoda, Penaeidae. The record is from RefSeq and is a predicted model, not a curated record.